AUGCGCCAUAAGUCACAGUCUAAAACCUAUGCAAAGAAAGAAAGUAUUCCGGACACGAACCUCAUUGGCCAUCACGACCAACGCACAGGGCACGACGGCAAACCCCACCGGGCACAACGGCAAACUCCACCGGGCACAACGGCAAACCCCACCGGGCACAACGGCAAACUCCACCGGGCACAACGGCAAACCCCACCGGGCACAACGGCAAACUCCACCGGGCACAACGGCAAACCCCACCGGGCACAACGGCAAACUCCACCGGGCACAACGGCAAACCCCACCGGGCACAACGGCAAACUCCACCGGGCACAACGGCAAACCCCACCGGGCACAACGGCAAAUUUUACCGGCCACUACGCAGACUCGUCGACUGUCUUGCUGUCCGUAAGGAUCUGUUAG
Messenger RNA from Metarhizium robertsii ARSEF 23, 402 nucleotides. RefSeq lists its product as uncharacterized. The transcript has a single exon. Lineage: Eukaryota; Fungi; Ascomycota; Sordariomycetes; Hypocreales; Clavicipitaceae. The record is from RefSeq and is a predicted model, not a curated record. Bases 1 to 402 code for a protein of 133 amino acids.